AUGACGGCCGUCCCUGCCAUCUCCCUGGCCAGCGCAGGCCUCUGCUCUCUCUUGUCUCCUGCCUCCAUCUCCCUCGCCCCUCGACACCAUGGCCCCCUCCUUGCUCUGGCGCCGCAAAUCGUCUACGCCUCGCUUCCCAGUCAUGCCUCUCACGUCCCGGUCCCGCAACAUGAUCCUCCACCGCAACUGCCCGAGCUGUUGCACAUUCGUCCUCGCUCGCGCGGACGGGAUGAUCAUGCGCAGGAUGAUCAGUACAGUCUAAACGAAAGAGGGCUCGGGUGGGGAUUUCCGACUACAUCGGAAAGCCAUCCAGUUGGGGGCGAUAUCGCAUCGGGUCCCCAGCGUUGGUGUAGAGAGAACCCAGACCCGGACGAGAACGCGGAUAAGCCUCUCGCAUUUCAGACCAGUCCCGCAUCGGACGACGACAGCCUGCCUGCACCUCCCUCGCCGCAUUCUCCCUCGGAAUCGACCCCUUCGUCCUUCGCCAUUCCGUCGCCCUAUACGGGAGGCAUAGCACUUCAUGCAUCGGUUGAGAUGGCUUCGACCUUCUUCCCUGUCCCGAGCAUACUCUCAGCUCACGGGAUCAGGCAGACGCCAAUGAAUCACUCUGCAACCUCGCACUCAGUAUCGUCGUCCCUUCCAUCGACUUACAGCUUUGCAGACUCUCCUGUCCUUCCCACCGACGCGAACACUGGACUUAGUCCAAGUCCACACCCUCCGCUGACUGCACCUCUAGCUAUCCCUGGGCCUUACUUGUCGCCAACCUCGACAGAUCUGGAUGCCUUUGCACGCGCAGCUGCGGCUGCAGCGUCUGCAACGAGUUCUUCUUUGUCCCUACCCUCCAUCGGUCCCUCUAACGUUGGGCCUGAUGAGUCCUGCGACGAGGUCCCUUUGCGUGGACGCGCAUAUACCGCUGGGUCAGGGGCGCCCAGCCCCGCUCUCGCUGUCACUGAAUGUUCCAGUCCAGAACCCACACCGAGUGAGAGUGACGAACCUCCUGCGUUCUCGGCGCAAAGACGCGACCGCGACCCCACGUGUCUGCCCCGCAUAAUGGCCACGGACAGCAUACAGGGGACCGCUAGAGCUCGUAGGCGGAGCGAACCUGCAUUCAGUGCUCCUUACGACCCGGUCAUCCCGGUCAUAUCAGAUCGGACGAUCAGCAGUCGCGUAGACGUUGGACACGACCAGGCAUUACGUACCGGAGGAUUUGAUCGGGAGCGGCCCGUAAAACUCCUUGUCUUCGGGCGCAUGAAAAGGAUUGGUGGCAAAAUAUUGAGUCUGUUGUCAGGUGGCAAGGCUAGCGGAGGAAAAGCGACUGGCGGACGCCAAAAAUCGGUCGAAAGCGACUUGGGUGGAGUGCGCAGGAUGACCACGACCUCCGUUACGAAGGUAGAAUACAAAUCGGAACAUCCUAUACCUGUUCCAGAGACUCCCGCUCGCAACCCUCGCGUCUCGCGGCGCUCGCUCGCAAUGCCAAUCCCUGUUACUAUCUCUCCUACCCAUCCGCCACGGACGCCUCAGAGAAGCUCAUUUCUUCCAAUUGAGGACGAACAUGCAAGUCGAUCCUUAUUGUCAAGGCCAUUCCGCAGUCGAGCGGGCACCCAGGUACAUCCGUCGGCGGAGGCCGACGUCGAUGCUGGGAUGAACAUCAUGCCCGUCAUCGACACUACGCCAUACCAUCGUGUUAUCCGGGCGCGCACGCAGACAGCCCCUGCAGUCACCAUGAACGCACCAUCUCCGUUCAUGCGCGAGGAUGCCCCAGACGCUAUAAAGCGGCGUCGGUUCUCCCUGUCGUCUGCAUUGUCCAAGUCGCGGAUGGAAACACUGAAGGCGACGGUAGUACCGCACCCCCCAGUCCCCAACUUCCCUCGGUCGACUCUUGUAGAUCCCAUUGUGAGGAGUACCAUCGACAGGCCAGUGCGGCCAGUGAGCAUGAUCUCCGGAGCCGGACUCGACGCGAGGCAAAGUGAGGGGAACAUCCGCGCCGCCGCGCUCAAGGAUGGUGCGAAGCAGGGAAGACGGAAGAGCAAGAGACCAGUCAGCAUGGGGACUGGCGGUCGUUUUAGCAGACACGCCAUCUCCGAAUCCCUAACUCGUCGCACUGUUCCGACAGCAAUGGGUAGUAGUGGCGCUUCACGCGAGGGCAGGACGAAAGGGUCAUCGAAACCGACGACCAUGUUACUGGGACAGGACCCCUCGGUGAGGCAGAAUUGGGUCGAAGCAUAUGGGCCACGGAUCAAAGUCUACCGGGCUCCAGAAAGCGAAAAGGAAAACGAUGCAGUAGAAACCGAUGCACCAUCCAUGACUCCGAGGACUCAUGCUCUCCGCACGCUGGAACAUGGUCGCUCUCCGCCUACAUCAAGGAAAUCAGAGCGAACAUCUCCUAAUCUCUCCAACGCCGUUAAGCUUCCUGAUAACGCGACCGAAUCGCCUGAAUCAUCCAAGGAUGGCAAGACAUCUCGCAGGUUUUCUCUUUCAUCUGCAAUCUCCAAACGCGCGUUGCGUGCGCGGAGCAUGAUUGUUUCCGUCAGCAAGCGGACCAGCGACAUGGACUCUGCCAUCGAACCCCAAAUUCCAAUCACGCCCCCUGGGCGUCGCGCACGCGGCGGGACAUUCAGUACGAUCGUCGAUGCUGGCGUGCGGUUUGACAUGCUGACGCCUGGUUUGGAAAAUUCUCCGUCUCAAGCUGUCGGUCAAAAUGGCGUGCCAGGCCUCUCGAUGAACCCGGACGAUGUUAUGACAGAGUCCGAGGACGAAUAUGCCCCUGCCGAGUCGGAACUAGACAGUAUGAGCUUUGCGCAUACCGCGACAAUGCAAGACAGCGAUUUCGGCAGUUUGUUCGAGCGAUAUGCGGAUGUGGAGUCUUCGCACGCUGGAUCAGUACUCGCGGACUCCCAGAAUGACCACGAGGUUGGUCUUGAAGAGAAUGUACCGAUCGCAAAUCCUAUCACGACCAGCGGGCUUGGAGAACCGUUUGGAGGCAGUCUUCCGGUGAUGAAGCGGCUCGAGCUGAGCCCGGCCCUCAGCUCUGGCCAGGAGUCAUCUGUAGGUUCGGAUGCGGACGAUCGAGCUGCGGAGGAAGAAGAGGAAGACCGGGGAUUCAUGCGCGCAUUAGGGCUCGACUUUAAUUGUGACCGUGAGCGAAUGGCCGAGGUUGGAUGUUAA
Postia placenta MAD-698-R-SB12 is the source of this 3165-nucleotide messenger RNA. RefSeq lists its product as hypothetical. The transcript is spliced from 4 exons. Bases 1 to 3165 code for a protein of 1054 amino acids. Lineage: Eukaryota; Fungi; Basidiomycota; Agaricomycetes; Polyporales; Adustoporiaceae. The record is from RefSeq and is a predicted model, not a curated record.